Molecule: messenger RNA, 2925 nt
Organism: Trypanosoma cruzi
Lineage: Eukaryota; Euglenozoa; Kinetoplastea; Trypanosomatida; Trypanosomatidae
Product: retrotransposon hot spot (RHS) protein, putative
Exons: 1
Coding region: 1-2925 (974 amino acids)
Source: RefSeq, a predicted model, not a curated record
AUGUGGCGGUGUUGUGGCCGAUUGCACGUUGCGUUGCUGCGGGGGUGGUGGGCCUUGACUGUUUUGCCGACAGGCGUUGCAGUGCGGCUGCAUGGCGCACCGACCAUCGAGCCGUGCGAGUGCCACGCCCAACGCCACUGGGACUGCGGGACGAAACAGCCGCGAGUGUCAUUUGGAGCCCGCGGCACCUGCUGGCCGCAGUUGGGCGGUGCGAGUGGGAUGCUUCAUCGCACGGGUGUUGUGAUGGCGCCUCGAAGCGGCAUCCCCGGCGAUGGUUCCGACGCUGCAACUCGCAGAGGAGUGGAGGGAACGCGGCAACCAAAGUGGACCAUGAGCAGCAACGUAGAGGACAUUCUGCUGGGUGGAGACACGAACACCGACAUGAAGCUGAACGAUUUUCUUCGGAAUUAUGUUGGCGGCAGGGCGGCCGUUGAUGAAGACCACAAUGUGACGAUGGAGGUGUUUGUUCAAGAGCCGGAUGCUUACGUACAAGACCAGCAGCUUCUUAGAAUUAUUUUUAAUUUAACAGAGUACCAAGAGAUGAAAAGAGAGUUGGAUGAGAUGAAAAUUCUAUUGGAGGAUAUUACUAAGCUUCAUCACGAGAGUGUGUUUUCGAUUGAACAAUGGAGGGACUAUGAAGGAAAGGAUACGGUCACUCCUCUUGCAAGGGGAAAACUAAACGCAGCCCUCACUCAGGUACUGACAGAAGAAAGGAGGAAGGCAGAAGAAAGGCUAAUAAGAGCGCAAGAAAUGAAAUUUACCAUUUCCACUACGAUCGAAGACGUACUGUUUAAAAGAAAAGUUCGCGUCAAUGAAAUGAAGUUGAACGACUUUCUUACGAUGGAAUUGGGCGGCAGGGGCGUUAUGGCCACCAAUCGGAGUGUUUUGCUGGAGGAGUUUUUCAAGGAUCCCAAGAAGUAUAUCCGUGAUAAGGGAGUAUUGAACGAAAUGCAGAUAACCGAUGCUUAUUUGAGGAUGGAGGGGGCUGUAAGGGAUGAAAUAAUCUUCGAAAAAGAUCGAAGUAAGCUUCGCAAUAAAGGUGCCAAGAAUCUACUUGGGUGGUCAAAAGCUGCUGCAAACGUAAAAACAACUGUUCAUAACUUCACUAAAGAUGCUUUGGAUGCAGCCCUUGAGGAGGUGAGGAACCCAACGACGACGAGCGCACCGGAGAAACUGGAGGGAUACUACGAGUCUGUGUACAAUGCGAGGUGGCAUCAUGUGGUGGAACUUCCUGACGACAAGGGAAUGAGAAUGAAGGUGCAUGAGGGGAAACCAGAACAGUCAUGGACGUACAAUGAAGUUGGCGAAUUCCUCGAAAAGAAUGACGGUGUGCAGAAAUCCGGUGCAGCACCUCCCGUGUUGAUGGUCCUCACCUCGGACAAGGGAUGGCCGUACUCGUGGAAUAUGAUACGGGAUCUUCCUAAGGACUUUUUUGUUAACUGUGAGGUGGAACGAGUGUGGCAGAUCGUCAAGCGCGAUCUAACCAAUUGGUUCAGCAAUUUUCAUUUGACUCUCAAUUCUUCACCUUUGCCGCGUGUGUUGAUUGGGACGCCCGGGAUCGGGAAGUCGGUGGCUGCCGGCUCGUACCUCCUCUACCAGCUGCUGCACUGCGAUGUGGAGGAGCUCCAAGUGGUUGUCCACUGUUUUGGUGGACGUGAUGUGUACGUGUUUGACAAGACCGCCAAAACCGUGAGAAGAUACAGCGAUGAGGACAUGUGCAUCACGGCUUUGAGAAGUUUAAGGGAGCAUGGAAUGAAAGGGUAUAUUAUUUACGAUGUGGCAAAGAAAGGAACGCCACCACUGAGACAUUUUGCGCCUACUUCUGGAUGGGGCAUGAUUGUGGUGUCAUCCCCAGAGGUAAGCAACUAUGAUGGAUGGGCGACGCAAGUAAAAGCCACGCGAAUCAUCAUGAAUUGCCCCGACGAGAUGGAUGUGGAGGCGAUGUGUGCAUGGAUGAAGCGUGAUGAGACUAAAGAGAAACAAGCGGGAUACUGGAAAGAGGUCGAAAAACGCAUUGAAAAAGUGGGGCCGAUUCCACGUUACAUCUUUCGUGAGAAAAUUUAUAUUAAUCGCAAGGGUGCCGUUAAUGAUGCUUUGUUAGGGAUCAAACCUAAUGAUGCUGAAAAGUACUUUACCCUGGGAGGAAAGAAAGAAUGGUAUUCCGAGGAUCCGUCUCACAAACUUGUGAAGAUUGUCCGGGCAAGAACAGUUGAAGGUGCUGAGGUAUUUCUCAACGCACCGAUAUGUGCUGAUAUCGGGUUUCGAAUUGCGGACCGUUUGGCAAAGAAAAUGGCUGCGAAGGAUCUUUUGUUGCUAAUAUUGAGAUCGCGUGGUGCCCUUGUUUCCCGAACUCUGGAAAAAUUCGGUUUGCGCGCCUUCAUGUAUGGGGAGUUUGUCAGUGCACUAUUAAAGGAACUAAAUGAGCUGAGGCCACCAGAACGUGAAGCACAGGAUUCGGUGCUGAAAAUAAACCAUCAAGGGUACCCCACUCGCACCGUUGGAUUACCGUCGAUGGAAGGCGGUGUCACGAGGAUUUCGAUGGAGUACAGGGUGCUGUACAUACCGGCGGUUGAAAACUUUCCGCUGGUGGACGGCUUUUUCUUUGUUGAUUCGCCGCGGAAGACUCUGGUUGGGCUGCGGAUGACUACGGCGGGUGGGCACCACACCAUAACCAGCACUGUGAGGCAGUUCACUGAGUGCCUGGCGGAAUAUUUUGAGGGUUGGGAGGAAUUAUCCCGAGAAAUGUCGUGGGAGAUGAUUUACGUGCAGCACGAAAACAGCACAAUGAUAACGAAAUGGCAGAGAUGUGGUCCCGUCGAUCCCAAUAAUUUGAGCGACGCUGAAAAAAAAAUUGUGGCGUUCUGGGACGGAAAGGUACACCAAUACCAGUUUGUGUUAACAACUGAUUUUGUAAAUAAAAUCUGA